Molecule: messenger RNA, 2290 nt
Organism: Stylophora pistillata
Lineage: Eukaryota; Metazoa; Cnidaria; Anthozoa; Scleractinia; Pocilloporidae
Product: potassium channel subfamily K member 3-like
Biological process (GO): potassium ion transmembrane transport; stabilization of membrane potential
Cellular component (GO): plasma membrane
Molecular function (GO): outward rectifier potassium channel activity; potassium ion leak channel activity
Source: RefSeq, a predicted model, not a curated record
AUAUGCAAAUGGAUCAGUUUUCUGCACCAGAUAAUUGUCAGACACUUGCAAACCCUCUAAAUCAGCCAAUGAAAUUUUUCGAAGCUCAACCAUCAUUCGAGGUCGCUACCGAGCGAUAUGUUUCAAUCAGUAGGGAAGAUCCGGUUCCAACUGUGAAGUAAAACGAAAAAUACAUCGAGAGCUUUUUAGGACUGUUCAAAGGUUUAGACAGCGCUCGUCCAGUCGACGCUAAAAGCCUGUUAGCAAACCAUGGCGAGUAACAGCUGCACAAGGUGUACAUUCCGAGUGGUUGGACUUUUGGUUUAUGUUUUCGCUGGAGGAGCCAUAUUUAUGCAGAUCGAGAAGAAAAAAGGCAGAAACUCUACGACUCAAACAUUAGAGGACUUUUUGAGUCAGUGGAGUAAAAUGUAUAACCUGUCCCGAGAAAAUAUUUCUAAUCUGCUAAAAGAUUACGACGAAACUAAGGACAACGAAGCGAAGCCAACAUGGACAUUCUUAAAUUCUGUUUUCUUUGUCUUACAGCUUGUCACUACAAUAGGAUAUGGAAACAUAACGCCAAGGACUGAAAGCGGUCAAAUUUUCACCGUGUUUUAUGCGUUGGUAGGAAUUCCUCUUUCAAUUUUGGCACUGAAAUCAAUUGGAGAGCUUGUAAACAAAGCCCUAAAAUCCCUGACUCGACCACUGCAUCAAAAAUUUCACAAUAAAAACUGCCAAGAAUGUGACUGCGAUUUCGUGGAAACUGGAAAUACCUGCAUCAAUUUUGUGUCUUGCAUUAUAACCUUGCUCACUACAUGUGCAUUGAGCUCGUAUUUAAAACCAGAACAAAGUUUUAUCACUACCUUUUAUUCUAUUUUUGUAACCUUAACUACUGUAGGAUUUGGAGACUCUAUUCCGUUUGAAGAUCGCUUGUAUGUUUUUAUCAUAACUGUUCUUCCCGGUUUGUGUUUCAUGUCAAGUUUGAUCGAUUCGAUUGUAGCAUAUUUGGAUAAAACCAGAAAGGCUACCACGCAUUGUUUUAGCUUCAGGAAGUGCCGUUUGCCUACAAACGAUGCGAGGAUAACGGCAGAAGUUGAUUUGAAAAACAUUCAGACACUGGAGAACAACAUCGACUCUUGAAGGGGCACGUAGAGGGCUUUCAAUGGCUGUCAUACAAAUAAAAGGAAAGUUGCCAUGGUGAUGACACACUCCUCUUCAAGUAUAAUGCUGUAAGACAGUGUUAGAGUUAAACGGCCAUAACUGUCACGACUAUUCCGUGUAAUGUAAUAACAAUACUGGAUCUAGAAAUCCAUUCAAGAUUCUUAGGAAACCUGUAACAAUGAACGUCUUUAAAUACGCCUUCGCUGUUGGGUAUAGCACAAAACUUCGACGCGUUAUGCGUAAUAUUCCUUUAAUUUUCGACCAUCACAAUCGAUAGUAUGAACAUGUCACGAGAAAUCGGUUACCAGACGGUGAAAAAUUUUGUGCGAACCAAACGAUAAAAGUAAGAGUUUACAGUCGCAAGAGCUCGUCGAUAAGAACACGCGUGAGAAGCUACAGUCCAAAAAACAUGUGACCAAACUGUUCUUCGUGUAUAUGUACCGAAACGUAACGCAACAAGAAAAACAAGAACAAAGGAAAAACGUCACGGACUAAGUUUAACUAAACAUUCGCAUCAUCAAGGAAUGGAAAGUUGCUAAAUCAUCUUUUUGGAAACGAAACCAGUAUCAUCAAAACAGAUUCAAACAAAAUUUAAAAAAGUAGACGAACACUGGUUGAUCCUUCAAUCUACGGUCCUAUUUGUCUUACUUCAUUGCAAAGCCGUUUUGGUACGUGUUGUAUACAUAGAUUUUGAAGUGUAAGAAUGUACAUAAAUUUCAAAAGUAAAAUUAGUUAGUUAGGAGAACCCUUUUAUUUACCCUCAGGGCUCUCCCCUUCAAAUACUGUACAAUUUUUAAACAUAUUUGUUACGGAAUAAAGUAUCAUUCAACUAACGCAAGUAAUAAAAAAACCAACCAAUCAUAGUUCGAGUUAAAAUUGUGGUCCACGGCAAAGUCGGAGAAAUAGAAGGGAAUCAAAAUGAAAAUAGAAGAAGAAUAAGAAUGGUUUAUUUAAUACCUUAAUAGCAGCAAGGGCUGAAUUGCUAAGGUUUACAAUGUAUAGAAGGAGAGAUUUUCUAAAUAUAAUUACAAUUUUACUUACAUGCUUACAAUAAGAAUCCUACGGCCGUACUACAACUACAAUAAGAAUUCUACGACUAUGACUACAAAUAUAAAAUCUUAGAAAUUAGUGCAGUUGAAUUGCUAAAAAGGAG